AUGUUGCUUACGGAUAAGGCACAAAAACUUGAACAAUUUUCCAAAAUUCGUCAUCAUGAUAUAUUAGUAGACCAACUAACUGCACUUUAUUUUAUCGAUAUUGAUUAUCGAUUAUUUAAACAAAAACUUGCAACAAUACAAAAAUCAUAUAAACGUUUAUACAAAGAAAAUUUACAUUCCUCAUCAUCACCACCAUCACCAUUAUUGGCAGAUCAAAUCAUGUUACAUUUAAUAAAUGCGGCACUUGAACAAAUUGAUAAAAAACAUUUAGAAUAUUUUGAAAAACAAUUUAAGAAAUCAAGUGGAGGUAAAAGGUUCGCGAUGUUACUUUCAAAAUUAAGAUUGAGAUCACAAUUAUUAUUUAAAUCAAUGAUUAUUUGGGUAAAAGAAUUAAUAUUUGGAAAAAUAGUGGGAGGAAUUAAAGAAUUUUUUUACAAAAUUGGACAAGCUUUACGUGAACCUCAUUAUCACGAUAAUCGUUAUAGUCAUAAUUCCCGUCGUCAUAAUCAUUUAAAAGAUGAAUUUCCUCAAGAAUUAAAAGAUCAUUAUGAAGAUUAUAAACAUCGAGAAUUAUUAGAACAGCAAGAAGAAUUUGAAAUAAAGAGAACGGAAGUAGAAGAAGGAUAUAAAGAUUUUAUAAGUUCACUUCAAUCGUUAUUACCUCAAUUAUGUAAUGAAAAUAAUAUUGUAAGAAAUAAAUUAAAUUCACAACAAUUAUUCUUAUUAAGAAGUAGGAAAAAUUCAUUUUCACAUAGUAGAGAAAGUUCUUAUAGUUUUGGAAUGACAAGUAUGUCGAGUAUUUCAAAUUCCACUACUCCGACUACAUCUACUCCGACUACUACUACCUUCGCUCCGAUCACCCCGAUCAAUACUAACUUCACGAAUAUUACUCCUUUAACAACUCCUAAUUCAUCCUCUAUUACCAAUAAGAGUACUUCUCAGAUUUAUUCUUCUUCACCGAUUUCUACUACUUUCAAUACUACCAAUAUUAAUGCUGUUACCAUCAAUACUACUAAUCUCUCUAAUAUUUCUUCUUUCAAUUCAAAUACCACUACACCAACAACAACAAGAACUGAUUCUUAUAAUAAUAUAUUUGAUUCUCCAAUUUCUCCCACAUUUGAUACACCCAGAUCAUCAAUUUAUACAACAAAUACUACCACAAAUACCAAUUCAUCAUUUAAAGAAGGAUUUUUAACAUUUACUUCAGUUGACUGGUUUUUAUUGGUAUUAGUAAAAGUGACCGGUCAAUAUAUUGAAGAACAAUUAGAUUUAUUAAAUAUGACAGAAGAAGAAGAAGCUCAAUGGAUAGAAUUUAGAAAGUUAUAUCAAUUAAUGGUGGGAUUAUUUCAUUCGGUGACGGAAAAAUAA
Molecule: messenger RNA, 1368 nt
Organism: Diversispora eburnea
Lineage: Eukaryota; Fungi; Glomeromycota; Glomeromycetes; Diversisporales; Diversisporaceae
Source: the annotation of a GenBank genome assembly